Molecule: messenger RNA, 246 nt
Organism: Didymodactylos carnosus
Lineage: Eukaryota; Metazoa; Rotifera; Eurotatoria; Philodinida; Philodinidae
Source: the annotation of a GenBank genome assembly
AUGAGAAAAUCAAGAGGAAUUCAUUUUGAUAAUACUCGUCGUCUGACCGGCAAACAUGAAACAACUUCAUAUAAAUCCUUUUCUUCUGGUAUAGCACUACAACCCGUUAGUAUUCGUAUUCCACGUCAAGUCGAUGAAGAUCAGUAUGAAUAUUACGAAGAUAGACGUCCAACUACGAAUUAUGAUCCGUAUGUUGUCACAGAUAUUCUUGUGAAAACUGCUUAUUUGGAUCAUACUGGAGAAUGA